CCGCCACGUUUGGGACACUAUGUUCUGGGAAGUCUUCGAAGAAAGACACAAAGGGUAAAUGUAUAUGUCAUAAUUAAUGUGAACGACGGAGAGAUUAAGUGUCAGUGAGCGGCAGUUUUAUUCGUGUCAGGGUAAACUCGUCUUCAGUGACUUUUGAAGAUUCGCGGACUAGCUUAGCUAACUAGCUGGUAACAAAGAGACCCGGAAGUUAGCAACACAUCGCUACACGCAGACACCAAGUGUAAAGUGUUUGCGUCAAAAUGUGUAAAGUACAAAUGCUGAGAGCGUUGGUGAAUCAGCGGCUAACUGCGGCAGUCGAAGAAAUAUUCGUAGUGUUGGAAAGAACCAUAGCAGAGUACGAGGAGGAACUUUCUCGAACUAAAGAGGAGAACGAGCGACAACGUCAACUACUGGACGCCGUUUUCAAGAAGCAUCAAGUUGUGUUACACAGAACAGUGUUUCCUGCCUCCCGCCCAAACGGUCUGUGUAAUUUGCUCCAACCUCGGCCGUCCUCCAGGUACGCCUCCCGUCGAGCCCGCUCCGCUGUGAUUGGUCACACUCCCAAGCGUUUCCCAGGACUUCCGGACAGAUGUCUGUGAACAACAUCUUCCACCUGAGCAGCAGGAGGGGCACUCGAGGAUGGAGCAGGAGGCACCACAGUUUCCCCACAUGAAAGAGGGAGAGAAAGAACCACAGACCCCCAACAUUAAAGAGGAAGUAGAGGAGCCACGGCCCCACAACAUUAAAGAGGAAGAAGAGGAGCCACAGCCCCCCCACAUUAAAGAGGAAGAGGAGGAUCACAGCAUCAGUCAGGAGGGAGAGCAUCUUGAAGCACUGGAUGAGUUCCCAGUGAUUGGUGUCUCUGUGAAGAGUGAAGAUAAUGAAGGUGAAAGUGAGGAGAAAAGAGAGGUGGAGCCUCCAAGCAGCAGCUCAACUCAACACAUGACAACAGAAGCUGAUGGAGACCACUGUGGAGGAUCACAAGCACACAACCUCUUAGCUCCACUAUCAGAUAGUGACGACACAACGUCACACUCUCCUGACACUGAUGAUGAAGACUCUAAAGCUGAUUUGACAUGUCACACUGACAAUGCAUGCUGGAAAUGCUCUCAGUGUGACAAAACUUUUAAUCACCGUCGUAAUCUUAAACGGCACAUGAGAAUACACACUGACAACACACACUUUGAAUGCUCUCAAUGUGACAAAACCUUUAAACACCGUCGUAGUGUUAAAAGACACAUGAGAAUACACACUGACAGCACACACUUUGAAUGCUCUCAAUGUGCCAAAACCUUUAAACACCGUCGUAGUCUUGAAACACACAUGAGAAUACACAAUGACAACACACACUUCAAAUGCCCUCAUUGUGACAAAACCUUUCUUCACAAGGGAACUCUGAACAGACACGUGAGACAACACACAGGAGAGAAACCUUUCACCUGCUCAGUUUGUGGUAGAAGAUUCUCUCUGCUGUCAAAUUUGAAAGUACACACAAGAUUGCAUGCUGGAGAGAAACCUUUUACUUGCACAGUGUGUGGUAAAAGAUACUUUCAAAAAGCCGACUUAAAAAGACACGCAAGAAUACACACUGGAGAGAAACCUUUUCUUUGCUCAGUUUGUGGUAAAGGAUUCAUUUAUAAGUCACUUUUGAAAGAACAUACCAGAAUACACACUGGAGAGAAACCUUUUCCUUGUUCGGUGUGUGGUAAAAGAUUCCACCAUAAAGGUAAUUUAAAAACACACAUAAGAACACACACUGGAGAGAAACCUUUUUCUUGUUCGGUUUGUGGUAAAAGUUUUGCUCAAAAAGCUGCUUUUAAUCGACACACAGGAAUACACACUGGAGAGAGACCCUUUCCUUGCACGGUAUGCGGUAAAAGAUUCUUUCUCAAUGGUGAUUUAAAAAGACACACUAGAACACACACUGGAGAGAUACCGUUAUCCUGCGCAGUAUGCGGUAAAACUUUCUUGAGGAUGAUAACUUUGAUUAGACACACAAUGACUCACAUUAUGGAAAAUAACUUUACUUGUUCAGUAUGUGGGCAGCAAUUCCCAAAUAGUACAGACUUGACUGAACACAUAAGAAGCCACACUGGGGAGAAACUAGAAAACGUUUUUUAAAGAACGCAUUCAGCUGCAUUGCAAAGAACACAAUAAGGGUAGUACAAAUAAGCAAGGUCGUAUUACUCUUAAAAAAAACGAAAAGAAGAACUAAUAUUGCUAAAUGACAUUAUGCAAACCACCUUGGUCCGAGACCCAUAAGCAAAGAUGCUAGAUAGAAACUUAGCCGCAAAUGCAUGUCAUAAGUUUAGUUCCCCAUGGAGCAGAAAGUCUGCCAUGAUGGGAAGUUAUGCGCAGUAUUUACACUUUGAUGAAAUUAAUGAAUGCUAUUUACUCAACAGAAUGAAUAUAUAUGUACAUAUGUAAAUGUGUAAGAAUCCAUUGUACUGCACAAAUAAGACAUACAUGUAGAUGCCAAUAAAAACCUG
This is a messenger RNA of Dunckerocampus dactyliophorus (ringed pipefish), 2489 nucleotides long. Its product is annotated as gastrula zinc finger protein XlCGF57.1-like. The coding region runs from base 640 to 2121 and encodes 493 amino acids. Gene Ontology annotation, cellular component: nucleus. Gene Ontology annotation, molecular function: RNA polymerase II cis-regulatory region sequence-specific DNA binding; DNA-binding transcription factor activity, RNA polymerase II-specific. The transcript has 3 exons. The record is from RefSeq and is a predicted model, not a curated record. Lineage: Eukaryota; Metazoa; Chordata; Actinopteri; Syngnathiformes; Syngnathidae. Gene Ontology annotation, biological process: regulation of transcription by RNA polymerase II.